Messenger RNA from Girardinichthys multiradiatus, 1666 nucleotides. It is a transcript of the gene crhbp, whose product is annotated as corticotropin releasing hormone binding protein. The record is from RefSeq and is a predicted model, not a curated record. Gene Ontology annotation, biological process: negative regulation of corticotropin-releasing hormone receptor activity; hormone-mediated signaling pathway; negative regulation of corticotropin secretion. The transcript has 7 exons. Gene Ontology annotation, molecular function: corticotropin-releasing hormone binding. Lineage: Eukaryota; Metazoa; Chordata; Actinopteri; Cyprinodontiformes; Goodeidae. The coding region runs from base 203 to 1168 and encodes 321 amino acids.
CCUCUGCGCCUUAUCUCUUUUCACGCUCGCCUUGAUCUCGCCCUCGUCACAACCACGCAAUUGGUCAAGGAAGGAGGCGGUGGGUGACGGGGGCCCUGUGACUCGUUCCGUGGCGGAUUGGAUCGUAUAAAAAAAAGCUGCGCUGACAGCAGUGCAACUCAGACCUCUCAAACUCUGCCCAGGUGAACCUUCUAUCCGUGUUAUGGAGCGCACUUUCCGGGAACAGCUUUUCUUUCUGCUGUUGUGUCUGUCCGUCCUCAAGGGAGACUGCAGGUACAUCGAGAACAACGACAUCUCCAAAGAUGAACUCCACUCUCUUUUCACCUCGGAUCUAAGGAGGGAAAUACCUGACCUGUUAAUGUAUCGCCGACCUUUGCGUUGCCUGGACAUGGUGGCGAUGGAGGGUCAGUUCACCUUCACAGCAGAGACCCCUCAGCUUAGCUGCGCAGUUUUCUUCAUGGCAGAGCCCAACGAGGUCAUCAGUGUGGAGUAUGACAGCGUGGACAUUGACUGCAGCGGAGGAGACAUCGUCACAGUGUUUGACGGGUGGGUGAUGAAGGGCGAAAAGUUCCCCAGCUCCCAGGACCAUCCGCUGCCUCUGUAUGAGCGCUACGUGGACUACUGCGACUCUGUGGGAUCUGUGAGGAAAAGCGUACGCUCCUCCCAGAACGUGGCAAUGGUCUUCUUCCGCGUUCACAGCGCUGGCAGCAGCUUCACAUUGACAGUCAGGAAGCACAUCAACCCCUUUCCCUGCAAUGUUAUCUCACAAUCACCAGAGGGCACUUACACAAUAGUGAUCCCGCAGCAGCACAGGAACUGCAGCUUCUCCAUCAUAUAUCCAGUGGCCAUUGACAUCUCGGAGUUCAGCCUGGGACACCACAACAAUUUCCCCAAGAGGUCUUUACCUGGUUGUGCACAGUCUGGGGAUUACGUGCAGUUGUUGGGAGGAAGUGGUAUUGACACAUCUAAGCUGCUUCCCAUCACAGACCUCUGCAUCUCCUUCACUGGACCCACCCACAUGAAGAUCGGCUGCGAUAACACAGUGGUGAGGAUGGUGUCCAGCGGGAGGUUUGUCAGCCGUGUGUCUUUCAGCUACAGGCUACUGGACAGCCAGGAGUUACAGACGAUCAAACUCAACAAUGUAGAAGAUUUCUGUUUUAACAACUGAUCCUAACAGGGUCAUAAUGUGACAAAUGCAUCAUUUGACUGACAAACAUUUCUAAAGUAAUUUUUCACCCAGUGAGUCUAAAAUCCAAGGACAUUGAAGUAAAAUGAAAACUUAUAAAUAUCCUGUGAGACUACAACAUCUGCUGGCAUUUUGAAUUUAUUCCCCCAUGGUCUCAUUUUUUAUGGCUCAUCGUUGUUGCAGAAUAUAUCUCAGUCCUUUUUGUGUUUAAUGUUGUUUUUCUUUAUGCUUUGUCUACAAAUGUAUAUUUAUUGACAUGGGAUUAUUGUUAUAAAGUUAUUUAUGAGUUUGUGUUCUUGAAGAUGAAUGUUGCUAAAGUGAGUGUUGUGUCUAUCCUGUGUAUGAGUGAAACAUGAUGUGCCAAGUCAAUUCAUGUGAUACAGAAAGUAAAUAAAUAAAUGUGAGUAUAUGGUGCCAUUAUGCAGUUAAAUUUGGCUGGAAAAAAACUUUUAUAAUAAAUUUAUACUGCAUGGCAAAGCA